AGAGGUAAAACCUAGAUCUGUGGUAACUAGAAAUAAAAAUGCACAUCGAGCAGACGAAAUGCAUUCUAAAUCAAUGCAUUUUUGACUGAAGAGAUAUUGUCACGGGGAAUUGUCGACGUCCUGAGACUCAUUUAUGACGAGAGAGUGUAGACAUUUUGCCAGGUUGGUUCUUCUCCUCUCCGUGAGUGAAUAAUCCACCGUUGCCAGAACCUCGUCAAAGACGCACACCUCACUCCCCUAGGUUGACCCCUGACCUUCCGUUGACCUCCUGGUGUCAUCAUGGACCAGCCGAUGGAUCACUUGGUCGAGGUGGACAGCAACACCGACAAAUACAACAAUCUAGCUAACUUUGUGAUAGAGAAGAAGAUCGGCAAGGGGCAAUUUAGCGAGGUGUACAAGGCGCAAUGCCUGGUCGAUAACAGCAUCGUGGCACUCAAGAAAGUCCAGAUCUUUGAGAUGAUGGACGCCAAAGCCAGACAGGAUUGCAUCAAAGAGAUUGAUCUACUUAAACAAUUAAACCAUCCAAAUGUCAUCAUGUACUUAGCUUCAUUCAUUGAGAACAAUGAGCUUAACAUUGUGCUGGAGCUGGCGGACGCAGGAGACCUCUCCAAAAUGAUCAAGCAUUUCAAGAAGCAGAAGCGUCUUAUACCAGAGAGGACGAUAUGGAAGUACUUUGUUCAGUUAUGCAGUGCUCUGGAGCAUAUGCAUUCACGUAGAGUUAUGCAUAGAGAUAUUAAACCAGCAAAUGUGUUCAUCACCGCCACGGGUGUGGUCAAACUGGGCGACUUGGGCUUGGGGCGCUUCUUCAGUUCCAAGACGACUGCCGCCCACUCCUUAGUAGGGACACCUUACUACAUGUCACCAGAACGCAUUCAUGAAACUGGGUAUAACUUCAAGUCCGAUAUCUGGUCCAUAGGCUGCUUAUUAUAUGAGAUGGCCGCUUUGCAAUCUCCCUUCUAUGGGGACAAGAUGAAUCUCUACUCCUUGUGCAAGAAAAUCGAGCAGUGCGAUUAUCCCCCACUUCCAUCUGAAAUCUACUCCCAGCAGAUGGCAGCCCUAGACUCGCCGUUUUAUAGCGAGGGGUUGGACCUCUAUUCGCUAUGUGAGAAGAUAGACAAAUGUGAAUACCCGUCCUUGCCAGCUUAUUUCUCCGACAGUCUACGUACUCUAGUCCAGUUGUGUAUACAGCCCAAUCCAGACGAGCGGCCGGACAUCGUCUACGUCCACGCCAGGGCCCAAGAAAACCACAGCGUCUCCAUGGGGAGUCGGUAAUAAGUAACACCUUGAAAAGUCGGGGGAUGUCACUCAAGACCAAGAGCAGUCUGUCGACCAGUUUUACCAAGAUGUUUUGUUUUUGUACAAUUGGUUAGCAGUUCAAAUUACAUGAAAGAUGUAUCUUGCAAAUAAAAGUGUCUAGGCGAAGGAAUCUUCAGAUGGGUACACAACAUAUAAAUUUGAACUCUUAAAUUAAAGCAGGGAAGGCCCAUUUUUUAAUGAGCUGUUUCCUGGUCAGUCUUUUUUGUGCUUACUAUUGAAAGAAAAACAUGUGUAAGCAAAAUUGUUAAUGAUCUAGAAGAUAUUUGGCAUUGCAUAUAAUGCAUGUCCACAAUGGAUUUGCACUGUUGCUGUGUAUUCAUCCUCUCACAAGAACUUUUAGCACCGCUAAGCAAAUUUUUUAGCUAAGCAAAAGAAGAUUGGGGCACCAACUGCAACAAUGUCAAAUUUAUGGGAUUGUAGCUGAAAGAACCCAGUUUCUGUUAAGCAAGAUUUGUCUGUGCUUAGUAAACUUUUAUUCUAACCAGAUUAAUGAAACAAGGUCCUGCUUAAAGGCAGUGGAAAUUAUUGGUAAUUACUAUAAAUUUUUUUAGCAUUAAACCCUUCUUGGUGACGAG
Molecule: messenger RNA, 1892 nt
Organism: Asterias rubens (European starfish)
Lineage: Eukaryota; Metazoa; Echinodermata; Asteroidea; Forcipulatida; Asteriidae
Product: serine/threonine-protein kinase Nek7-like
Exons: 10
Coding region: 280-1272 (330 amino acids)
Biological process (GO): protein phosphorylation
Molecular function (GO): protein kinase activity; ATP binding
Source: RefSeq, a predicted model, not a curated record